Messenger RNA from Pseudophryne corroboree (corroboree frog), 1427 nucleotides. Its product is annotated as oocyte zinc finger protein XlCOF6.1-like. The record is from RefSeq and is a predicted model, not a curated record. The coding region runs from base 1 to 1314 and encodes 437 amino acids. Gene Ontology annotation, biological process: regulation of transcription by RNA polymerase II. The transcript has 2 exons. NCBI's taxonomy places the organism in Eukaryota, Metazoa, Chordata, Amphibia, Anura, Myobatrachidae. Gene Ontology annotation, cellular component: nucleus. Gene Ontology annotation, molecular function: RNA polymerase II cis-regulatory region sequence-specific DNA binding; DNA-binding transcription factor activity, RNA polymerase II-specific.
AUGCUUACAUAUAAUGACAGUAGACCGGAUUCUCCAGGAGCUAACCCCAUUACCCCAAUUAUACAUCCAACUCUAUUUGCUGAUUCUGGGAAAUGUUCUCCUGAUCACUCUGAUAUUGAUGCAUCUGUUACAGCUCUGACAGUAGAUACAGAGUUUCCCUGUUCUAUAGAUGCCAAAUGUUUUACACAGAACACAAAGCUUAUUACCCAUCAGACAGCUAAGGCAGGACAGAGGCCAUUUCCAUGUUCUGAGUGUGGGAAAUGUUUUACAUACAAAUCGCUUCUUGUAAGACAUGAGAGAAGUCACACAGGUGAGAAGCCAUUUCCAUGUUCUGAGUGUGGAAAAUGUUUUAUACAAAAAUCAGCUCUUGUUAUACAUGAGAGAAGUCACACAGGUGAGAAACCAUUUUCAUGUUCUGAGUGUGGGAAAUGUUUUGCACUUAAAUCACAUCUUGUUAUACAUCAGAGAUGUCACACAGGUGAGAAACCAUUUCCAUGUUCCGAGUGUGGGAAAUGUUUUACACUGAAAUCACAUCUUCUUAGACAUGUGAAAAUCCAUACAGGUGAUAGGCCAUUUCCAUGUUCUGAGUGUGGGAAAUGUUUUAUAGAUAAGUCACAUCUUGUUAGACAUGAGAGAAGUCAUACAGGUGAGAAACAAUUUCCAUGUUCUGAGUGUGGGAAAUGUUUUAUAGAUAAGUCACAUCUUGUUAGACAUGAGAGAAGUCAUACAGGUGAGAAACAAUUUCCAUGUUCUGAGUGUGGGAAAUGUUUUCUAGAGAAAUCACAUCUUGUUACACAUGAGAGAAAACACACCGGUGAGAAACCAUUUCAAUGUUCUGAGUGUGGGAAAUGUUUUGGACAGAAAUCAUAUCUUGUUACACAUCACAGAAGUCACACAGGUGAGAAGCCAUUUCCAUGUUCUGAGUGUGGGAAAUGUUUUAUACAUAAGUCACAACUUGUUAGACAUGAGAUAAGUCAUACAGGUGAAGAACCAUUUCCAUGUUCUGAGUGUGGGAAAUGUUUUAUAGUUAAGUCACAACUUAUUAGACAUGAGAGACAUCACACAGGUGAGAAGCCAUUUCCAUGUUCUGAGUGUGGGAAAUGUUUUGUACAGAAAUCAGAACUUGUUACACAUGGGAGAAUACACACAGGUGAGAAACCAUUUCCAUGUUCUGAGUGUGGGAAAUGUUUUAUACAAAAAUCAAAUCUUGUUCGACAUGAGAGAAGUCACACCUACAAAGGGCAAGGCUUCAGCGUUACCAUCCAACAUGGGGGAAGCUUUCUCUCUGACCUCUCAUUACACAACGUAUCCUGAUCCCGGCUCUAUGUGACCUCUCACAUCUAUCAUUUGUGUCACAUUACAUCUCAUACCUGUAGUUUUAUGUUUCUGUUGUUUCCCUGUUACCUGUUCUGUAAGAUCACCUGCUC